AUGGCUUUCAUUUUCAUAGCUAUUUUAAGCAUCACCAGUAAAUAUACGGAAUGUUUGAAAGAGAAAAAAGUUGAUUUACUUUUAUUGCAAUUGCCAAACGAAAAUGCGUGUGAAAAAUAUAAAAAGCAAAAUAUAUUUAGAAUAAUUUAUAAUGGUGGCAGUUAUAGAGAAGAAUGCCGUCAAUAUUUGAAGAAAACACAAACUCCAUUUCCCGAAUUUUGUCAUGUCGAUGAAAUUAUUUUACAAAUUAUUGAAAAAUCAGUACUUCCACUAAUUGAUCAAAUUGCUCAACGAUUAAACAAAUUAACCAUUUUUAAGGAUUUUGUUAAUAAUCUUUUAUGGUUACUUUUUAUCAUUGUCGUAUUAUAUUACUUAUUUCGAUCUCCAGUUCAAUAUCUAACGAGAUUAUUAACAAGAGAUAGUGAUGAAGACAACGAAAGACGUCGACAGGAAACAAGUAAUCGACGUCGAGCUUAUUUUUCCGACUUUUAA
Messenger RNA from Chironomus riparius, 492 nucleotides. The record is from the annotation of a GenBank genome assembly. NCBI's taxonomy places the organism in Eukaryota, Metazoa, Arthropoda, Insecta, Diptera, Chironomidae.